This is a messenger RNA of Camellia sinensis, 1396 nucleotides long. Its product is annotated as chalcone synthase 1. Gene Ontology annotation, molecular function: acyltransferase activity, transferring groups other than amino-acyl groups. The record is from RefSeq and is a predicted model, not a curated record. NCBI's taxonomy places the organism in Eukaryota, Viridiplantae, Streptophyta, Magnoliopsida, Ericales, Theaceae. Gene Ontology annotation, biological process: polyketide biosynthetic process.
AGAUCUCACCUCUAUAUAAACAUGUCAUAACAUGCUUUUGUUACAAACUCACAUAUAUUGCUACUAGCAGCUGGUCCUUGCACAUACACACCACCUCACCUAAAUAUUUUCCAAGCAAAAAUGGUGACCGUGGAGGAGGUCCGGCAAGCACAGCGGGCCCAAGGUCUGGCAACGAUUAUGGCGAUUGGAAUGGCAACUCCUCCCAACUGUUUCGAUCAGAGUACAUUUUCAGAUUAUUACUUUCGUAUUACUAACAGCGAGCAUAAGACCGAACUCAAAGAAAAAUUUAAGCGCAUGUGUGACAAAACUACGAUUAAGAACCGUUAUUUCUACUUGACUGAGGAAAUUUUGAUGGAAAAUCCAAACAUGUGCACAUACAACGCACCUUCAUUUGAUGCUAGACAAGACAUGCUUGUUGUUGAAGUACCAAAACUAGGAAAAGAGGCUGCUAUCAAUGCAAUCAAAGAAUGGGGCCAACCAAAAUCCAAAAUCACCCACUUGGUCUUUUGCACCACUAGUGGUGUUGACAUGCCCGGUGCUGACUUCCGCCUCGCCAAUCUCCUCAGUCUGCAGCCAUCCGUUAAUCGUUUCAUGAUGUACCAACAAGGUUGCUCUGCUGGUGGCACAGUUCUUCGCCUAGCCAAAGACCUAGCUGAGAACAAUAAAGGUGCUCGAGUCUUAGUCGUCUGUUCUGAAAUCACAGCAAUAGCAUUUCGUGGGCCUAGUGACACCGAUCACAGCGGACUUUUGGCCCAGGCCUUGUUUGGUGAUGGUGCAGCUGCAAUUAUAGUUGGGUCAGACCUAGUGCCCGGGAUUGAGAAACCUUUGUUUGAAAUCGUCUCAGCGGCCCAAACCACUCUCCUUGAUAGUGAAAAUGCCAUCACGUUACAACUUCGUGAAAUGGGCCUUACAUUCCAUGCGAGCAAGUGUGUUCCUGGGCUUGUCUCCAUGAACAUAGAGAAGCUCUUGGUGGAGGCAUUUCAGCACAUGGGCAUCUCUGAUUGGAACUCUCUCUUUUGGAUUGUACAUCCUGGUGGGCCAGCUAUUUUGGACCAGAUGGAAUUAAAGUUGGGCCUUACGCCCGAGAAGUUAUGGGCCAGUAGGCUUGUCCUAAGAGAGUAUGGUAAUUUAGCAAGCGGAUGUGUGUUUUUUAUACUGGAUAAGAUGAGGAAGAAGUCAGUUGAGAGUGGGCUUAAGACCACUGGUGAUGGGCUUGAGUGGGGCGUGCUUUUUGGGUUUGGGCCUGGACUCACUAUUGAGACUGUGGUGCUCCACAGUGUCUCCACUUAAUGGGCUUAGCUCAUAAGUAUCCCUAUUUUUUUCCCCCUUCAAUAUGUGGUUUGCGUUUGUGGAUUGGGUUUGUUGGUUCCACUUCAUUAUGAGUAUUUGAAAGUAU